AUGUCUGAACUCUGGGAUUCCGGGCCUGGAUUAGAUGGUGUUCGGCCUAUCUGGCCAUUUAGAGUCAGGACUUGUGGCCGUUGUCUGCAACCCAGGCUGAUAAAGGAUGCAGAAUUGAUUGUCUCUACUUAUUCGGCACUAAGGCCCGCUUUGCCUUUCGCGAUCCUGACACAGGGGUUGAAUUAUAUUCCAUCCACGGUAAUCCCGCAGAAGCCACCACCCCCUCAUCUGGAACUGGUCAAAUACUACUUCCGGCCUCAGUUCGAAGCACUUCAAUCCGAGUUCCAUGAUAUAAAGGCUUUAGGUGCUGCUGCGGUCGCCGAAUGGUAUAAAGGCCUCGAGACUCUGGGUCAUCGAAGUAACACCGACGCUGCGCGCUUUGAGCAAUGGGAACUCCAAGGUGGAUAUUCCAGGUUGCCAAUUGCCAGAAGCCCCAGCGGAAACGGUGUCGGUACUUCGUUGAUGAGUCUUACGAAUCAUGCAGACCCUAUGCAAACAUUCGACAACGUGCAACAACCAUCUGUGCAUUCUGCCGACGGAACACCCUCUUCUGGCAAUGUGGUUUCAGGACUCUCCACUCCCGGCACCCUCGAAGGACAGCAGCCCCUCACAUCUAUCGGCCCUCUUGGUCCUUCAUCGCCAUCUGGCCAAAUUCCAGGGCGUCCCCCGCGCCAAAAGACUGAACGUAGUCUGAAAGAGGCAACAAAGACAAGGGCUGAACGCCGCAAAGAUAUUGAGAGACGCUGCCUUGCCCUCGAACCCCCAAUAAUGCCGUCAACGUUGGUGCAUAUGGAUGCGUUUCAGGCGGCGAUCUUGAUUUCACGCCCACUCGACGAUAAGGCCUGGGAGAUAUUGAAACCGCGUCUUCUUGCACAACGUGCAGAGGCUGAACAUCGAGAGAGCAAAAUUUCACUCAGCGAUCCUACGAUACAACUCCAAAAGCGCCAGCAACUGGAGGAAGAGCAGCGCGUGGCACAGGCAAAUGCAAGCCACAUGUGGAUCGAACUGAAGGUCCCUCCAAGAGAUAAAUUACAGAAAUAUGCGCAAGAUUUUAUACAUCUGACAUGGUCGGAUGGUACUGCGGUGACCAAGGCAACUGCAAGCAAGUUCGCUGCGGAGGUUCUUUGUCAUGUGCGACAGCGCUUCGACGAGGUGGUUGCUCAAGAAGAUCGAAUGCUCCAGCUCAAAGGAACCGCCUUUCCCCAAGACGAGGCGUCCCUUGCCUGCAGGAAAUUAAAACUUGAGGACAUGAAAUGGGUCUAUGAAGAAUUUGUGAAGCCUCACGCGGAAAGAUUCGGAAAAGAACUUUUUCUCUGCCACGUGUGUGAUACCACACAAAAGCUCUUCGCAUUCGAAGCAGUCAUCCAGCACUUUGCUGCGAAGCAUACGAGCUCUCUUAGUAGCGGCAACAGCAUCGUGUACUGGAAAGCCGAAUGGCCCUUGGAACCCCCCUUCGAUCCACAUCCGAACAUUCCCUGGGCUCUCCAGGCUGCAGGAAGCAUGGCUAGCACACAACCACCUCAGCAAGCUCGCCUGGGUUUGCCUCCUCGCGGCCCGCCAUCAUCGGUUGAGGGCGGGCUUGGAGGUCCAUACAAUGUCCCGCAGCCUAUUUCAUCAUCACAGUGGUUUGCCGACCCAUUACAACAUGUUGAUCCGAACAGUUCUUCUAGUGUUUUGAGAACGGACUCGCCCAAUACCGGGCGUCUCCCUCCAAGGCUUGAAAAAGGACGUCUCCGUGGUAGCGUCGCCGGCUCUUCGAUUGCCAGAUCUGAGACCUCCGGAUAUACCAAUGAAGAUGAAUACGGGCCUCGUUAUCAGCCCUAUAAAUUUGCCCGCCCGAACGCUCCUAUCGUUCAAUACUACCAAGGGUCACAUGCUGGCGCUAAAAUUGGCGACGAGAUGGAUAGGAGUCAUUCAGGCAAAUCCGCACCUCGACGUGAAGAACACCCUCAUCUUUUCGAGACCGAACGUGGCUGGGAAGCCUGGAAGCGACCAGGGCCGAUUUCCCACGGCUCCAUGAUAUAUUCGUACGGAGACAGCUCUUCGAGGUUCUCGUACGGAGAAUCUGUACAAAGAGAUGGCGGGACCUCGGUCGACGGAACAUCUGAGACUGGUGGUAGCAAGACUACCAGCCACAUCUCUUUGCGGCGGGAAUUGGCUUCGGAGUCAAGAGCGCCAACCAGCGACCUCGAGUCAUCGAGAGAGGAAGCCCAUCAAGCCGCCACCCAUGCAGCCGUAGAGAAUUUUCUCAACAACUUCAGUCCUCUGGUUGGUGAUGCGGGCACGGAUAGUGCGAGAGGCGUUGGCACGAUAACGCGCCCGACUGACUUGGAGCAACCACACAGUAUACCGGGACUGCAUCCGAUUGAUGCGUAUCCUCAGCAGGGUGAGACCUGGGAGAGCUUGGGCAACCGCACCGGGGGCCAUAUCUCUCCUCCUACUCGACAAAGACCUGCUCCACCCCUAAGAGAGCUUGAACGACCGCCUGUGUGGGCUGACAACCCUCCAGCACAGCUCCGCUAUAGCCCUUCGAUGCCACCAGAUCGUGACCCUGAGAUUACUCGGGAGCUGGCUUAUGAUGAUAGAUACAGGGAGCUUCCCGGACGAGCACUCCAAGCCCGCUACGACCGCCAAUUUGAAGAUAUGCGGGAUCUCGUCCCCGCAUAUCCAGUGCCUCCUUACGAACCUCAGUAUUUCUACGGUCACGACGGAAGACGAUAUGUAGAAGUAAGGGAACAGAAUGCGGAGAGGUAUGCACCUCGAGCCGACGACUUUCCUGAACGAUAUCACAACCCCACGGAUAGUUCUGGCUCGCGUUAUUUGGACAGCAGGCGAUACAUUCCAGAACGACAACUUGAACACGACAAUCGUAUGCAUGGUCCAUUGAGAGAAUACGAACUUGGCGAUAACGAUUACCGCUCUGCUCAGAAUAUGGGACCGUCGUGGGGGUAUGAUAGCCGCCACCCUCACGAGCAGGCUACUCUUGAGCCACAUCCACGGAGUGCAAGAACCAACACUCGAGAGACCACAUAUGAGCCGAUCGAGCAACCAAUGAGAUACACGCCGCGAUCCUUUGGCGCAGAGCGCCCUGGUGAAUGA
Molecule: messenger RNA, 3099 nt
Organism: Fonsecaea monophora
Lineage: Eukaryota; Fungi; Ascomycota; Eurotiomycetes; Chaetothyriales; Herpotrichiellaceae
Exons: 3
Coding region: 1-3099 (1032 amino acids)
Source: RefSeq, a predicted model, not a curated record